Molecule: messenger RNA, 884 nt
Organism: Impatiens glandulifera
Lineage: Eukaryota; Viridiplantae; Streptophyta; Magnoliopsida; Ericales; Balsaminaceae
Product: transcription factor MYB1-like
Exons: 3
Coding region: 33-884 (283 amino acids)
Source: RefSeq, a predicted model, not a curated record
AAUAGGAACUAUAAGUUAAAGUUAAGGUUAUAAUGGAAGUAGAAGGUUCUGGUCAAAAUUUGAGUUUGGGAGUGAGAAAGGGAACAUGGUCCGCUGAAGAAGAUCUUCUCCUCACUAAUUAUAUCAACAUGAACGGAGAAGGAAAGUGGCAUCUUAUUCCCAAGAAUGCAGGGUUGAAUCGAUGCAGAAAGAGUUGUAGAUUGAGAUGGUUGAAUUAUUUAAACCCUAAUGUAAAAAAAGGAAACUUUGCGGAGGAUGAGAUUGAUCUUGUUAUUAGGCUUCACAAAUUGUUAGGUAAAUUAUGGUCACUAAUUGCUGGUAGAAUUCCGAGAAGAACCGCCAACGAUAUAAAAAAUUUCUGGAACAGUCAUAUAAAAAAAACCCUAAAACCAAAUUGUUCAAAUAAAAAAGUUGAUAUUGUACCAAAGUUUGAUACUCCGAAUAAGGUUGAAGUCAUUAGACCUCGAGCUCGAACUUUGUCUACAAACUUUUGUUUAUUGAAAAGUAAAUCAGUUAUGACUGAAAACAUAAUUCACAACACAUCGAACAAAACAAAAGAAUUCAUUUAUGGAAACCAUUCAAAGUCGAGACUCUUAGAGCAUGAGCAGGGCCAUGAAAAUUCUCUUUGUUGCUUGAAAUCUCCACACAAUAAAUUAGUAGAAGUCAACAUUUCAAGUAAAGACAUGCCUCGAAAACAAGGAGAUGAUUAUUUGCAACAACAUUUAUCAACAUCCGACUACUUUGUUUCGGAGGCGACGAUAAAAGUCGAUGAUGUUUCUCUUGAGCAACAAAACAUUCCUCAAGUAAGCAUGGAUUGGGAUGAUUUAUUGUGGGAAAAUAUGGAUAUUCGUAGCUUGUUAGAAGAUGAAGAAAUUGUACUCUAA